Molecule: messenger RNA, 4990 nt
Organism: Chilo suppressalis (striped riceborer)
Lineage: Eukaryota; Metazoa; Arthropoda; Insecta; Lepidoptera; Crambidae
Source: the annotation of a GenBank genome assembly
UUAAAAGAGGAGAUAAAAAAAAACAAAACAUUCUCCUUCCGCAAAAAGCAUAGAUACUCCGCCGAUCAUACUUUUUGCACAGAUCCAAUAACUAGCGUCGUUUUAAAAAAACAACUGUCAACAAAAGGGCGCGCGAACAAUUCAGCUUUUAUCGCGCGCGUUCGCAUUUCGAAUUGUGGCAAAUCCUUCCUGUUUCCGCAUUGGCCCGUUUAGUUUUUCGCGCGCUAUUUUCACUAUAAAAUGCGGGGGUGCGUCGUUAGUUCAUCAGUUGUGGGGUGCAUGCGGCGCCCUGAGGAUCUCGUGCUUUUCUGAUUUUACAACGAUUAAUCAGAAAUGUCUGGACAGUGACAGUUCGCUGAGUAAUCCCCCCGUAAAUUUAAGUCUGCACACUCGAUUGAUAGUGUAAGCAAAAUGUCUCAUCAUUUUGUGACAGUGUGCAUGUUCUGCCUGCUAUGUGCGGCGCACACCUGCGGCUCACACAUAGACAUACAGAAAGAUGGCUUGCUAAAGUUCGACCCGAAUGUGGACGCUGGCCAAAUAGCAAUAAUAGAAGACAAAAGAAGAGCUGAGUCAAAAGCGAGAUACAAUCAGAGACUGCAGAAGAUAAGGCACAGAGAUAGGUCAAAGAGGGAAUUGAAAGAUGUGAACCCUAGUUCGUAUGUGGAACAGAUCUUCAGGUUGUACGGCGACGCCGGGAGUAUGACCAUGAAUAUAUCUGGCUUUAAUAGGAUGUUGGAGAAGUUAGAUUUGCAUAAGCUCGUAGAGGGUGGUGUUGAGAAGACUGAAAUUAUAGAUUACAUCGGUCAGACUGGUGCUAAGCAGGAUACUGUUAAUUGCGUCAGCAGCGCGGAACUAAUUACAACAGUAAACAGUAGGCUAAAACCGAACGACCAUGGCCACAGCCACAGCCACGGCCACGGCCAUGACGUGAAGGAACACGAAGAAGAACUCCAGCUAUCAGAGGAGACGUUACAAACCCUAUGCCCUAUACUACUCUACCAAAAACUAGCAAACACUUCCAUAGAACAGCACGGCUGCGUGAAAGAAUCGAAUUUACCCAGCAGACGGAUACCGCCGACAGCAAGCGAGAAAGAGAACGCGUACACCAAAAACAUGCUCGCAGUUUGGUUAUACUCAGGUUUGAGUAUAGCAGUCAUAAGCGCGUGUGGUCUUUUAGGAGUAGCGGUCAUACCAAUCAUGCACAAGACUUAUUACAAUCAUCUCCUACAGUUUUUGGUAGCGCUAGCCGUUGGCACGUUAUGUGGUGAUGCUUUGCUGCAUUUAAUGCCACACGCAAUGAGUCCUUCGGAAGACAGCCACAAUCACGGCGGUACAGCUUUAGAAGUAAGAGAGUCACACGAUGAUGCUAUGUGGAAGGGAUUGGCGGCUAUGCUGGGCGUAGUCUUCUUCUAUUUCACUGAAAAGGGUUUGACCGUCAUCGUCGAAUGGAGGAAGAGGCGCCAAAAGUUGGAAGACGAUAAAUUGCCUUCCAGGGUGCGCGUUUUGAAAGACGAAACUGCUGGCGGUUGCUCCGGUGGCUCCAAAGCGCCGAUCACCAACUCCACAUCGAAUUCUUUCAUGAAGAUCUUUAAGAGGGACGAGAAAGGUGACCCUACAACGAAGACUUGCAAGCACAAGUAUUCGGAGUAUCCUUAUUGCUACGAUGAAAUCGAUACUGAUACGCAUGACGAUCACCAUUUGAGAGACGGUCAGAUCCCGCCGAGUCCGAAGGCGAAACAUAACAAUUCUGUGAGUGUGGUGUCAUCGAACGCACUUAACACAGACGCUAAGGAUGCCAAUGAGCCUACAGCCAAAGAUUGGCUGCUGAAACCGGAGACGACGCCGGCCGUUGUUGAAAUGAACAACAUCAAACAAAAGGAGGAUGGCAGCAAAGAUUUGAAGGAUGGUGACAGUUACACGGUUAUUCUCAGGGAGCAUUCGCGUGCGCAUCAUGGACAUUCCCACGCCCACGGGCAUGUCCAUGCUCCUCCUUCGUCCAUGUCUUCAGUGGCUUGGAUGGUCAUCAUGGGCGAUGGGCUGCACAACUUCACCGAUGGAAUGGCAAUAGGUGCUGCAUUCGCCUCCAACUUAGCUGGAGGUUUUUCAACUGCCAUCGCUGUGUUGUGCCACGAACUGCCACAUGAAUUAGGGGAUUUCGCGGUAUUAUUGAAGGCGGGAAUGUCGGUUAAACGUGCGGUCUGGUACAACGUCCUCUCCUCCGGCCUCUGUCUGGCGGGAAUGGUUUGCGGAGUGUUGGCGGGGCACGCGCCGGACGCGACGAGAUGGCUGUUCGCGGCGGCCGCUGGAAUGUUCCUGUACAUCGCUCUGGUUGAUAUGAUGCCCGAACUCAGUACCUCCCACAGCAAGGAGGGCACUCUGUGCCAGUGCAUCUUGCAACUGAUGGGUUUGGCAUCUGGCAUCGGCAUAAUGCUGGUCAUCGCACUCUACGAGCAUGACCUUAAAUCCCUGUUCGGAUAAACAAAGUGCCAGUGUAGUGGAGAACGGUGCCAAUCUUAUAGGAGUGUGUACUUAAAAUUUUCAAAGGAAAAAAAAAUAGUGAAAACAUCGGUCUACGAAAAAUAUCCAGUGAUAUAUAAAUAAAUAAAUAAUAAAUUAAAAUUUUCGCUCUAGUGUUAACUUAAUUUUUAAGAGAUUUAAGUGUAUGUGAAACUAAUCAAAGUGAUGAUGAACGAAGAAAUGUUAAACGGUAUCAUUCCUAAGGUCGAUGGAUCUUGAACGGAUUGACUUCUCGUGUGCUGUCGUUGUGAGUAACAAUGUUUGGUUUUCCUUUAGUUUAUUGAAUAUUAUUAUGUGCAACACCGUUAUAAGUAUACGAAAAUGUAACUCAAUAUGUAUUAUGCAAGUAUCUCCGUUGGAAAUUAAUUCAUGUAUACCGACUGAUCCGAUGAAAUCUUUCUUAGCGUAAGCCAAUUUAUACUUCAUUCACAAAGGUCAUAUGAUUAAAGCAAUGCAUUUUUGGUGCUUUGUAGAAAUAAAUGUAUUGAAUACUGUUGAUUUAAUUAAGGUAUAAGUUGUACUCAGAUUUCUUGAAAUGUACAUUUUUUGCGGGGGCUAUAUUUAAUGUAUGAUUAUACCAUGUCAUUGUUAAAAACUGAACAUGUUUGCAUUCAAUAUGAAAGCAGAAUGUUAUGUCAAAUAUAUUAUUGCUUUAUCAACAACUCAUGUAACACUGGAAUCUUGCAAAUACAGUAGAACGCCAAUUAUCCAAAUUAAUUGGGACCGGGGUCGAUUCGGAUAAUCGGACAUAGACUAGAAAAACGAACUGUUACACAUUUAAUAAACUUUAUUAAGUUGAACAAACACAGUACUACAAUACUAGAUACAAUAAUAGAGGUUCAUAGUAGCAAAUAAAACCGGGGAUUCAAAACAUGUAGUGUCUUGGCUCUAGCCUUCAACCAUAAAGUUGAUAUAUAUCUGUACUCCAGCGAGUUCCAACUUGUUACAACAAAACAAAAAUAAACUUGGUUUUAACUUUUUAUAUUUCGCUUAUGACUGAUUCGGUUAAUCAGCGUUCGUAUAAUCGGCGUUGUACUGUAAAUGAUAACCUAAAAGCCUUAUCCUUUAAAUGAGACAGACAAGUUAUGUAUAAUUAAAUUGUAUUUAUGCUACUAGAAAAUUCAUUGAAACUACCUUGUUAUAUUUUGGUUUCAAAUUUUCGUAUAACACAUGUUAAUUCCCCGACAAUGGUGAAAGAAGAAAUAUAAACCUAAAAGCUUUACAAUAUAUUGCUAUUUUUAAAUUUGCCACUUUUGAUUCGUAUCGUUAAUGGCCUGAGUUAUACUGUCUUAACUGAUAAAUCCAACCGGUUUAUUAAAAGAAAGAUCUUCAUCGUCUUUUGAUGAAAUCUGUCAAAUGUUAUUUUAAAUAUUGCAUAAGCAAUAGCGAUAUAGAUGUAUUAGUACCUAUUGCUACAAAAAUAAGGAAGUUCAAUAUCAUCUCUUAAGUUUAAUUAUGUAUUUAUAUUGUAUGGAUUUAAACAUAAUAUUGUGGAUAUAAGAGCUCAAUAAUAUGAAAUUAAUUCUGAUUUCCUUAGUUAUUGAAUAUAUUGUUUUGAUCGGCCUAUUUUACUUUGCAUUAAAUUUCCAAAUAUUCACGAAUUAUGUUAGUGAUUCCCUUUAAACAAAUUCUUCAGAACUCCGCAGAAUUCACUAAUAUAGUUUUAUAAUAAUAUAGUUUAUUCUACGAAACCAGUGUUUAAAAUAUCCAUAAAUUGUGUAAAAUUGCGAAUGCAUACGAAAAACGACCUUAACUUGGUUGCGUUUAAAGAUCAAUGAUGUAUUUUCUGAUGCUUGAUUACAAAACAGACUACUUUCGACCUUAUGGUGCAGAAAAUAAAAGUGUAAAUCGAAUUAGUGCAAAGCAUAUGUCUCUUUAUUUAUUAAAACUGCUUGAUGAUAAUAGAAGCAUUAGUCUCUAACAAAGGCCGUUAAAACAAGGUUUUCCAACUCUUACAAAUAAAUUUCAGACAGACAAAAUAAAAUAUUUAUUUCUAAGGCUUUCACACAGACCACUCUUAAAUCUUUAAAUAAAACAAAGUUCCAACGGUUUAAAUGCGUUAAUUUAUUUAUUACUUGACGUUUCCUUCGAAGUUUAGUUUACGAUAGUUAGGGUCAAAUAAAUAAACUCAAAAAUUAAAAAAUAAUUAAAUAAAGUACUAUAUUUACUAAAUUAGCUAAUAAAUUCAUACAUGAACGAUAAAAAUUGCAAUGAAGUAUCAAAACGCUCAAUAAGUCUUUCGAAGGUAGUUCGACGCUCAAGUAACAAAUAAAUUAACGCAUUCAAACCAAAAUAACAAAUCAAAUAUCUGCAUAUGGGUUCGGCUAUACAUUCAUUGGCUAAAAUAAUGUUAAACGAAAAUCCCAACCAAUCCCGUGAUCGGCGUGUUAAUCGCAGUUUUUUCGCCCCGCCCACUUGAUUGCUUGCAGUUUGCGUGGAACCACUUUUUAACACAGUUCGUGUUCUAUAUUAU